AUGUUUAAAUAACAAAUUUUAGAAUCUAGUAUCUUUUAAACAAUUCAUCAUCAUCUUGAAGAGUAACUUAGUGUUAAAUCGAAUAAAUUCAUAAAACUUGAGACUGAAAUCGAAAUGAUUGAUAUGUCAUUAAAGUAAUUAUAAGAAUAAUAAUCUGAACUAUUAAUCAAAUGUCUGAAGUAAUGGAUUAUAUCUGAAAAGUACUUUAAAGUGAUUAAGGUUUUGGAUAAUGUAAAACAUGAUAAUUCGAGACUUUUGGAAUUACUCAAACUCUAUGAUGUAUUUAUCAUACAUCAGAGUGAAAACUCAGUUCAAUUUUUGUACAGCAAUAAAUUUAGUUAAGUAAUUUAAAAGAAGGAGGACUUCUUCGUAAAUCAAUCUUAAAUCACCUACAUAUUUAAAUUUUCAUCGUUGGGUAACAUCAACCAAUAGCCUGACCUUUUUGUGAAUGUGAUGAAAUUGAUCAAUUGUGUAUAUCCACUUUCGACCUUGACAUUUAAGUGGAUCCCCUAUAAGCAUUUGAAUUUACUCCUUGAUAGUCAAUCAUAAUCUUAUGAUAUCAACGAAGUAAUAAUGAAACUACUUGAUCUAUUUGAUAUAAUACAGUGGAAACAGAUCGAUUAUCUAGAACUGUUGUCGACAGUGAUACCAGAGUCGGAUAUGUUGAUGUAUAGGAGUCCCUAGGAGUUUUUUGAUUGUGCAUUGGGAAAACAGAAUGUUUAUGAGUUAUAUUUGGAUGGGAAAUGCGUAUCUUUUGCCAAGGGGUAAUUCCAAUUCAAUUGCAUUUGUAAUUAGGAGUUUAAGCAGUUCUUGGUUCUGGGGAAGACGCGUUCAAGAUUGCUCAAUGUGAAGGAUCAAAUGCGGAUUGCUGAAUUAAUAAGCAAUCACUGCAAAUCGAGUAGGAGUAUGAUGGUGUUUGUGGAAUCAGAGGAUGAGACUUUUGAUUUAGAGUAAUUUGAGUAGGUGUGUCAUUAAAAUCCAAAAUUGUUUAGAUCUCAGCAUUUUCAGGUGGAGAGUUAGCAGAAUGCUAUUCUGAUUGAUAAAAUUACUAUGUUGUAUCUAUCAAUGCAAGAUGAUCUUAGCAAUAUGUUCUCUCAACUUUCAACUGAAUAACAUGAGGUCAUCUACAAUUCAUUCAGAAGUGCGUUGCUAAACAAAUUUGUGAUUGAUAAACUAUGA
Molecule: messenger RNA, 1179 nt
Organism: Paramecium tetraurelia
Lineage: Eukaryota; Ciliophora; Oligohymenophorea; Peniculida; Parameciidae
Exons: 1
Source: RefSeq, a predicted model, not a curated record